Messenger RNA from Peromyscus eremicus (cactus mouse), 2353 nucleotides. RefSeq names its product angel homolog 1 (gene Angel1). Gene Ontology annotation, molecular function: 3'-5'-RNA exonuclease activity. The record is from RefSeq and is a predicted model, not a curated record. Bases 82 to 2085 code for a protein of 667 amino acids. The transcript has 10 exons. Lineage: Eukaryota; Metazoa; Chordata; Mammalia; Rodentia; Cricetidae.
CGCGGGGCGGGACCAGACAGAGGGAGACCGGUGUGCGGCGGGCGGUGUUGGAGGGGCGGCGGCGCGGGCAGGCGGCCGGCCAUGAUCGCGUCGUGCCUGUGUUACCUGCUGCUGCCGGCCGCGCGCCUCUUCCGCUCCCUCUCAGAUGCUUUCUUUACGUGUCGAAAAAAUGCCCUUCUGGCGAAGAGCUCGUCCCCCCAGGUAGAGGGUAACUUUGCCAUGGCCCCUCGGGGGCCGGACCAGGAGGAGUGUGAGGGCCUGCUGCAGCAGUGGCAAGAAGAAGGUUGGAGCCAGGCCCUCUCUACUGCGAGUGAGGGUCCUCUUGCAGAUAAGGGACUAGCUGAGAGCAGUCUGGCACUCCUGAUGGAUAAUUCUGGAGAACAGGAUGCUGCCUCGGAGGACAAGUGGUCCAGCAGGCAGCUGAGUGACCUUCGGGCAGCAGAGAACCUGGACCAGCCUUUCCCUGAGGUGCCAGGGGAGGAGCCACUGGCCGAGGUUGAGGGCCCUUUGUGGGCAGCUGUCCCUGUGCAGACAGGGCCCCAGUAUGCAGAUUGCGCUGUCCUCCCAAUGGGCGCAAUGGCUGCAGAGCAAUGGGAAGAGGACCCUGCGAUGGUGGCCUGGAGUAUAGCACCGGAGCCUAUGCUCCAGGAAGAGACUUCCAUGUGGCCCUUUGAAGGCCUGGAGCAGCUGCAGCCUCCCCCGAUGGAAAUACCCUAUCAUGAAAUCCUGUGGCGAGAAUGGGAGGAUUUCUCCACGCAGCCAGAUGCUCAGGGUCUGGAGGCAGGGGAUGGCCCUCAGUUCCAGUUCACUCUGAUGUCAUAUAACAUCCUGGCCCAGGAUCUGAUGCAGCAGAGCUCAGAGCUCUAUCUGCAUUGCCAUCCAGACAUCCUCAACUGGAAUUACCGCUUUGCCAACCUCAUGCAGGAAUUCCAGCACUGGGACCCUGAUAUCCUGUGUCUUCAGGAAGUCCAGGAAGACCAUUACUGGGAGCAGCUGGAGCCCUCUCUGCGGAUGAUGGGCUUCACCUGUUUUUACAAGAGGAGGACGGGGUGUAAAACGGAUGGCUGUGCUGUGUGCUACAAGCCCACCAGAUUCCGUCUGCUCUGCGCCAGCCCUGUGGAGUUCUUCCGACCGGGGUUGGAGCUCCUCAAUCGGGACAAUGUGGGCUUAGUGUUGCUGCUGCAGCCGCUAGUCCCAGAAGGUCUGGGGCAAGUCUCAGUGGCUCCCCUAUGCGUGGCAAAUACCCAUGUCCUGUACAACCCACGUCGGGGUGAUGUCAAGCUGGCCCAGAUGGCCAUUCUUCUGGCCGAAGUGGACAAGGUGGCCAGGUUGUCAGAUGGCAGCCACUGCCCUAUCAUCUUGUGUGGGGACCUGAAUUCUGUCCCUGAUUCACCUCUCUACAACUUCAUCAGGGAUGGAGAGCUCCAGUACAAUGGGAUGCCAGCCUGGAAGGUUUCUGGACAGGAAGACUUCUCUCAUCAGCUUUACCAGAGGAAGCUGCAGGCCCCACUGUGGCCCAGCUCCCUGGGCAUCACUGAUUGCUGCCAGUAUGUCACUUCCUGUCAUCCCAAGAGAUCAGAGAGACGUAAGUAUGGCCGAGACUUCCUGCUACGAUUCCGCUUCUGCAACAUCGCUUGUCAGCGGCCGGUAGGACUGGUCCUCAUGGAAGGAGUAACAGACACUAAGCCAGAUCGACCUGCUGGUUGGGCCGAGAGUAUCUUUGAGGAAGAGAUAGCAGGACUUGAGCCUGUCUUCUCCAGGACUAUAGGCACCAUCCAGCACUGCCUCCACCUGACCUCAGUAUAUACCCAUUUCCUGCCCCAGCAUGGCCGCCCAGAGGUCACAACGAUGCCCUUAGGUCUUGGGAUGACGGUGGAUUACAUUUUUUUCUCAGCCGAAUCCUGUGAGAAUGAGAAUCGAGCCGAUCACAGGCUGGAUCGAGAUGGGACUCUCAAGCUCCUGGGCCGCCUCUCCCUCCUCUCUGAAGAGAUUCUCUGGGCUGCCAAUGGCUUACCCAACCCCUUCUACUCUUCAGACCAUCUCUGCCUGCUCGCCAGCUUCGGCAUGGAAGUCACUGCCCCAUGAGGGCCCCAGGGAAAGAGCUCACUGGAUGGACGACUGCAAAGGCCCGUGCUGUGGAAACUUCUGUCCCUCCCCUCAUUCCCUCCUGCCCGUGGUUAGACUCUCUCCAGGCCUGUCCACGUUCUCUGCCUGUGGUCCCUGCCCUGCCCCAACCUCUUCCCAAUCCUGUGCCACGUGCUAGGUGGCCCUGGGAGAGGUGGAAAGCGUUCCUCUUCCUUCCAUGUACCCAGAGCCCCUCCCCCAUUGAUGUUUAAUGACCAGGGUUGCGGGA